This is a messenger RNA of Asparagus officinalis (garden asparagus), 649 nucleotides long. Its product is annotated as 3-ketoacyl-CoA synthase 19-like. Gene Ontology annotation, molecular function: acyltransferase activity, transferring groups other than amino-acyl groups. The record is from RefSeq and is a predicted model, not a curated record. Bases 104 to 649 code for a protein of 181 amino acids. Gene Ontology annotation, cellular component: membrane. Gene Ontology annotation, biological process: fatty acid biosynthetic process. Lineage: Eukaryota; Viridiplantae; Streptophyta; Magnoliopsida; Asparagales; Asparagaceae. The transcript has a single exon.
CAACCUCCCUCACUCACUCACUCCAUGCAACUCUCUCUCUCUCUCUCUCUCUCUCUCUCUCUCUCUAGCUAGCUAGAACCUAAGAAAUAAGUAAGAAAACACGAUGGAGAUAUUGGUCAUACUAACCGCAUUGCUCCUCUCAUUCUCUCUCUACCCCCUAUACAAGCUCUUCGAUCAAUGGCGAAACCGGGGGGGCUACCUCAUCGACUACGUCAACUUCAGGCCCUCCGACGACCGCGAAAUCCCCACGGAGUUCUGCGAGUCCAUCGUCCGCCGCAACAAGCGCCUCGGCCUCGAAGAGUACCGCUUCCUCCUGAGAAUCAUCGUCAGCUCCGACAUCGGAGAGCACACCUACGGCCCCCGCAACAUCGUCGAGGGGAGGGAGGAUAGCCCGACCCACGGCGACUCCCUGCUGGAGAUGGACGAGUGCUUCUUCGGGACCCUCGAUGCUCUCUUCGCCAGGACGGGCUUCGCGCCCACGGACGUAGACGCCCUGGUCCUCAACGUGUCCAUGUUCUGCCUCGCGCCCUCGCUGUCGGCGAGGAUCGUGAACAGGUACCGGAUGAGGGAGGACGUUAAGGUGUUCAAUCUCUCUGGCAUGGGAUGCAGCGCCAGCCUGAUCUCGCAACAAGAUAUACAGCAGUACUAG